Messenger RNA from Cylicostephanus goldi, 279 nucleotides. NCBI's taxonomy places the organism in Eukaryota, Metazoa, Nematoda, Chromadorea, Rhabditida, Strongylidae. The record is from the annotation of a GenBank genome assembly.
AUGGAGUACAGUGCUCAGUUCACGUUUCGGGAAGAGUGGGUGGAUGCCCGAUUGGCCUAUGGUCGCUUCGAAGAUGAGUCCACCGAGAUUAGCAAAGCUUCGAGAGCUUUCAACGACUCUUCUCAGGUGCCUCCGUUUGUCGUUUUGGCAACAAGCGAAAACGCAGACCAAUCGCAGCAAAUCUGGAUGCCAGACACUUUUUUCCAGAAUGAGAAGUGGGUUGUUUGUUGUUCUUCCGAUGCUAUCAAGGGGUCCUUAGGCGAUUUUGCGCAAUCGUGA